This is a messenger RNA of Impatiens glandulifera, 1363 nucleotides long. RefSeq names its product probable protein S-acyltransferase 7. Bases 40 to 1323 code for a protein of 427 amino acids. The transcript is spliced from 5 exons. Gene Ontology annotation, cellular component: endoplasmic reticulum; Golgi apparatus. The record is from RefSeq and is a predicted model, not a curated record. Lineage: Eukaryota; Viridiplantae; Streptophyta; Magnoliopsida; Ericales; Balsaminaceae. Gene Ontology annotation, biological process: protein targeting to membrane; peptidyl-L-cysteine S-palmitoylation. Gene Ontology annotation, molecular function: protein-cysteine S-palmitoyltransferase activity.
UUUCAUCAUUGAGAGCUACAGGUAAUUUGGGUUAAUUAGAUGUAUGUGGUUCAUCCUCCUAAGCGGACUGAUCCGCUAAGUACUGGAUCGACAACUAGGUCAGAAGAUUUACGAGUUUACCAGACAUGGAAAGGAAACAAUAUAUUUCUCCUCCAAGGAAGAUUUCUGUUUGGACCAGACGCCAGAUCUUUGUUCUUGACCAUUUUCCUAAUUGUUGCCCCUGUUUCAAUAUUCUGCCUAUUUGUUGCUAGAAAAUUGAUUGAUGAUUUCACACACAAUUCAGGGAUAUCAAUUAUGGUCAUCGCUAUUGUCUUCACAGCUUAUGACUUACUUCUUCUCCUUAUAACUUCUGGAAGAGAUCCUGGCAUCAUACCACGAAAUGCAAACCCUCCAGAAUCAGAAGCCAUUGAUGGGAUUCCAGAAGGGGUCAAUUCACAGAGGCUACCACGUACGAGAGAAGUGACGGUUAAUGGUGUUCAUGUUAUGAUUAAGUACUGUGAUACGUGCAUGCUUUAUCGUCCUCCUCGUUCCUCCCAUUGUUCGAUCUGCAACAAUUGUGUCGAAAGAUUCGACCACCAUUGUCCUUGGGUUGGCCAGUGUAUUGGUUUGAGAAACUACCGAUUCUACUUCAUGUUUGUUUCCUCCACAACCAUCCUGUGUUUAUAUGUUUUCGGUUUCAGUUGGGUGUAUAUUAAGAGAAUUAUGGAUUCUGAAGGUAUAAAUAUAUGGAAAGCCAUGAUCAAAACCCCUGCCUCCAUUGCUCUAAUUCUUUACACCUUCAUAUGCAUGUGGUUUGUUGGAGGUCUAUCCGCCUUCCAUUUAUAUCUCAUGAGCACCAAUCAGACAACCUACGAGAAUUUCAGGAAUCGUUAUGACAGGAAAGAAAAUCCUUACAACAGAGGAGUCUUCUGGAAUCUCAUGGAGAUAUUCUGCACGAGAAUCCCUUCUUCGAAAAACAAUUUCCGGGGAACUGUUGUGAGAGAAUUGGGAUUACCAGCUCCAUCGUUUGAUGAGGGAUUUGUUAGUCCUAACGUGGGAUCAAAAUGUGGGGAUGACAUAGAAAUGGGGCGUAAAGGGGUAUGGUCGGAUGUGGGAAUUGAAACGGACGAUGGCGAAGGAAUAAUGAUGGAUGUGAAGGAUAGACCACAGGGAGAGACAUCCCCGGAAAUAAAAAGUUGGAUUGGUGGUGGAGUAAACACUAGGCGGUCGAGCCAGAGAAGGAAAAGCGGGAGCUGGGAAAUGUCGCCGGAAGUCGUGGCAAUGGCCGCCAGGCUUGGGGAGCAGCACGCCGGUGGUGGUGGGAGUAGCACAACUACUACAUAGAGCUAACUGAUUUUUAUUUAGUUUGGUGUUUGAAGUGUUG